AAUUUGUUUAUAGGACUCUUGCUCCACUGAGGCAGUCAGAUUAAAGGUACCAUCCCUGCUAGGACUGUCACAGCAAGCCACUCACCUGGGGAGCAGCUGUCCUUGUCAGGAGCUGAUUGAAGAGUAUUUUCAGCCAGAGGGAUUAUUAUGCCAUGGAGUGCCUGGUGUCUGAGAAACCGUCCUGCCAUCCUCACCAGGGUGAAGCCUUUCCCUGCUGCCAGCUCUCUGUGAAGGUCCUGGAAGCGAGGAACUUGUUCUGGACGGACCUAUUAAGUGAGGCUGACCCGUAUGUGGUUCUGAAGCUGUUAACAGCAUCAGGCACCACAUUUAAGACCAAAAUUGUCUCCAAUUCAAAUCACCCCAUUUGGAACGAGACCUUCAGCUUCCGGAUCCAGAAGCAAGUCAAGAAUAUCCUAGAACUGAAAGUCUAUGAUGCAGACUUAGCCACAGAAGAUGAUGUCCUCUUCACUGUCUUUUUUGAUACCAUCGAAGUCAGCCCUGGCAAACCCAUCCGAAAGACUUUUUCUCUGAAUCCUCAGGGACAGGAGGAGCUGGAUGUGGAGUUCCAGGUAGAGGAAAUAUCGGAUUCUCCAGAAAAUCUCAUCACCAACAAAGUCCUUGUGACCCGGGAGCUAUCUCGUCUGACUGUGCGGGUGGACAAGAUGGGGAGCACAGCAGCCGUCACAGAGAAGGAUGAGCUAGAGCUGACAUUGAAGGGAUCCUAUGAAGACACUCAGAUCUCUGCUCUGGGCUCUGGUAUGGUAGACUCCUUCCUCUUCCACUAUAUAACAGCUCAAGAAACAGAGAUGAGGGGUUGCCUGAAGAGCCUUGCAGUUGGUGCAGAGGGUGAGGGCAGUCCUGCCGAGAAUCUCACUGUGCCCCUGAAGUACCUGCCUCUGGGGGAGGAGGUGGCAGUUGCCGUUCCUGCCCCAGAUGCCACAGCAUUGAAGUUGAAGCUCAGGGCCAAUUCUUGCUCUGAAGAGCCAGCUGUUCGCCUGGGCUUCGGGCUGUGUGAUGAGGAACAAGCCUUCCUGAGGAAGAGGAAGCAGGUGGUGGCCAAGGCCCUGAAGCGGGUUUUGCAGCUGGAGCAUGAGCUGCAGGAGGAUGAGGUUCCAGUCGUCGGGGUCAUGGCCAUUGGUGGAGGGGCUCGGGCAAUGACGUCUUUGUAUGGCCAUCUCUCUGCCCUCAAGAAACUGGACCUCCUGGACUGUGUAACCUACAUAAGUGGCACUUCAGGAUCUACCUGGACUUUAGCUAGCUUGUACGCAGAUCCUGACUGGUCACAGCAGGACCUGGAGAAGCCCAUCUGCCAUGCCCGAGAGCACAUGACCAAGAGCAAGCUGGGAGCCUUCUCUCUGGGGCGCAUGAAAGGGUACCAGCAGGAGCUGAGACGGCGGGCCGAGGAGGGGCGACCCCCUUCUUUUGUCGACCUGUGGGCCCUAGUCCUGGAGUUCCUCUUACAUGGCAAGGUAACAGAGCACAAAUUGUCAGAGCAGAGGGCUUCAUUGGAGCAGGGCCAGAAUCCACUUCCACUAUACCUUGGUCUAAACGUCAAAGAAAACAACCUGGGGACCCUGGACUUCAAAGAAUGGGUGGAGUUCUCCCCCUAUGAGAUUGGUUUCCUGAAAUAUGGGGCCUUCAUCCCCUCUGAGCUCUUUGGUUCUGAGUUCUUCAUGGGACGGUUGAUGAAGAAGCUGCCAGAGUCCAGGAUCUGCUUCCUAGAAGGCCUAUGGAGUAACAUCUUCUCUGUGAAUUUGAUGGACGCUUGGUAUGACCUCACCAGCUCAGAAGAGACCUGGAAGCAGCAUAUCCGGGAUAAGACCAGAAACAUUGAAAAGGAAUCCCCUGGCUCCCGGAGGACCUCCUGGAUUGAAAUGUCGUGGCUGCAGCCCAAAACUGCUCUCACGCAGGCUCUUCGGGGCCUCUUGACUGGGCGGCCUCUUCAUCACCAAUGUCAUAAUUUCCUGAGAGGCCUUCAUCUGCACCAGGAUUACUGUGGCCAGAGAAAUUUCUGCAUCUGGGGUGACUGCCCGCUAGAUUCUGACCCCAGCCAGCUGACCCCUCUACAACCCCGGCUCUGCCUGGUAGAUGCUGCCUACUUCAUCAACACGAGUUGCCCACUCUUGUUGCGGGCAGGCCGGAGCCCAGACCUCAUCCUCUCGUUUGGCUAUUCCCUCAACUCUCCCUUUGAGACGCUGGAGCAGAUGGAGACGUACUGCCGAGGGCAGGGCAUCCCUUUCCCCAGAGUGGAGCUGAGUCACGAGGAGCGCCUGCAGCCUAGGGAAUGCCACGUCUUCUCCGACCCUGACUGCCCUGAAGCCCCCACUGUGCUGCAUUUCCCCUUGGUCAACCUUUCCUUCAGAGAGCACUCAGCCCCUGGUGUCAGGCGCAGCCCUGAAGAGCUUGAGAGAGGCCACGUCGAUCUUGCAGGCUUCCUGUCUCCAUAUUCGCUGGCCAACAUGACGUACAGUGGGGAUGAUUUUGACCGACUGCUCUACCUCAGUGCCUACAAUGUGCAGAACAACCAGGGCGAGAUCCUAAGGGCUCUGAGGGCUGCCCUGAAGCAUCGCAAACAGCGCCAGCCUUGAUGGGGCUGAAGAAGGAACAACCCCAGAAGCUCAGAAGGCCAGGCUGGCCCUCUGCGCCCAAAGCCCUUCAGACUCCAUCUCUGCCCCUCAAGUCCCAGUAGGCUGGACACAGUCCCAUCCCCCAUCUGGCCUUGCUUUGACAAAGCCUCCCAGGUCCAGGGAGUGGUCUAAUCGGCUCUGCAGUUGGCCCAGCGGAGGGAGAGGCGUUUCCACCUCAAUCCAAACCACUCUUUCAUGGUCAGACCUGGCAGGUGAGGCAGCUGACAAAAAACUUUCUUUCUUUCUUUUUUUUUUUUUCUCAACCCAGACCAGUUUUCCAUCUGAUCAUUUUCAUCCCCUGGGCAGAAUAAAUUUUAUGGAUAGGUUGGGGAAGUUGGACUUGAGGUCUGAACAUGGGAACUAUGAAACUGGAGUUGGAGAAGACCUGUAAGAAGGGCCAGGGGAACAGUGCUUUGCCCCAGGGCAAUGAAUUUAGAGGGUGCUAAAUUUAGAGCAGCGUAGCAACUAGAGUUUAACACCUAGUUAGACUAAUUAGUUAAAAUAGGAAGUUACUAGGAGGCGUGCUGGUAUGAACUCUUCCUUUUCCACCCUUACUCCCCCCCAAAGCCAUCUUAUGCUGUUGUUCUGGGGUCUUUGUCUCCCCACAAUGGGACAGUGUACUGGCCCUCUGGUCACUUGUGAGUAUAUUUUGGUCUUCUUGCCCACAGGGUACAUUUGUGUAAUUAUGCAUUGUUUAUACUUGUCCCAGCUGCAUAAAUUCCUAAUUAUGGCUCUGAGUCAGGCACUAGUUGGACAGGCACCAGGACUUAACUGAAGAUCCUAUUAAUCAAUCAAAUAAAAAGCAUUUAUUAGCCGUCUACCACGUGCCAGUCACUGGGCUAGGUGCUUGGAAUAUAAGCGUAAAGAAUAAAACAAUCCCUAUCCAAAAUGAGCUCACAUUUUAAUAGGGGAGAUGAGAAGUAUAUAGAAAAAAGAAGCACAUUUCAAUUUAAUGUAAAGAAAAACUUCUUAAUUAUUGCAGCCAAUCAAACACCAAGCAUUUAUUAAGAGCCUAC
Messenger RNA from Vombatus ursinus (common wombat), 3643 nucleotides. RefSeq names its product phospholipase A2 group IVD (gene PLA2G4D). The transcript is spliced from 20 exons. Gene Ontology annotation, molecular function: calcium ion binding; calcium-dependent phospholipid binding. Gene Ontology annotation, cellular component: cytosol. NCBI's taxonomy places the organism in Eukaryota, Metazoa, Chordata, Mammalia, Diprotodontia, Vombatidae. The coding region runs from base 153 to 2588 and encodes 811 amino acids. Gene Ontology annotation, biological process: glycerophospholipid catabolic process. The record is from RefSeq and is a predicted model, not a curated record.